ACAGCCUGGCCUGACACGGAGUACCCCACACCACUAUGUCACUCUCAUCUCCUUCCUCCUCCGCCGUGUCCGCAAGGAGCACCCGGCCUCUCUCUACACCACACCCCUCCUGGUCCACUGCAGUGCCGGGAUUGUGGAGGACCGGAACCUUUAUCCUCCUGGACCUGGGCCCUCCAGCAGAUGAGGAGCGAGAGAACAAUGAGCGUCUUCCACCACCUUCAGAGUAUGAGGAACCAGAGGAUGAAGAUGGUCCAGACACUGGCUCAGUAUGUUUUGUUCUACGACUCAUUGAGUGAGCUGGUGAUGUGUGGAGAAACGGAAGUGGCUGCAGCCAACUUCAGGAUAAACAUGAUCAAACUACAGAAGCCAUUAGCAGGAGACCGAUCUGGUCUCACUGGCUUUCAGAAGCAGUUUGAGACCCUGGAAAAGGUGAGCUCCCAGUACCAUGCUAGCUACCAGGAGGGACUUGCAGAGUACAACUCACACAAGAACAGGUUUCCUGAUAAAAUUCCCAAUGAGUUGGGUCGUGUAAGACUGAGAUGUGGACACAAACCUGGUUCUGACUACAUCAAUGCCUCCUUUAUUGAUGGCUACAGGCUGAGAAGAGCCUACAUAGCGACUCAGGGACCUCUGUCGGAGACAGUGAAUGACAUGUGGAGGAUGAUCUGGGAAAACGACUGCAAAUGCAUUGUCAUGCUCUGUCAGACCAUGGAGCAGGGACUGGAGAGCAGCCAUUGCUUCUGGCCACCAACUGUUGGGGAAGAGAAAGUCUACGGAAAUAUCAGGGUGUGGUUGAUGAAGGAGAGUGUCCAUAGAGAUAUCACAGAGAGGAGACUGGAGAUAGAGGGGGGAAUAGGAGGAGUCACUAGGAUGGUGACACUCCUGCAGCUGACCAGCUGGCCUCCUGGACACCUGCCCCUCCCAAAAUCCAUCUUGUCUCUGGUGGAGCUCCUCAGUAAGGCUCAGAGGAGCUGCUCCAGCAGACACACCACCGUCAUCUGCAGUGACGGAAUGGGGAGGACUGGACGUUCAUCUGUCUCCACUCCCAGUUGGAGAGACUCAAGACGGAGGGUGUGGUUGAUUUCCUCCAGGCUGUCAAGUCUGCUCGUAUCCAGAGACCAGGCCUUGUCACUGAUGCUGCUCACUAUACAUUUUGUCAUGAAGUGGUGGCUGCUUAUGUGGACAGUUUCGAGACUUAUGCUAACUUCAAAGAACUUGUGUGAAACCAUUCCGCCAGAUGAAAAGGUCCUCUGCUGUGUAUAACAGGCGGCCAAAUGGCAGUCUUUUGCCUUACGCAUAAUUUCUGACUUUUAGCUAUCAUUCUUAGGUCUCACUAUAGCUAUAUAUUAGUUUUGGCACACGUAGAAUUCUAAAGUGAUCAAUAGAGCUACAAACAGAACUGUUAUUAGCAGCUAGUGCCAAAGUUUUUACGCAUGAAGCAUGGCUAACAUUGCCAGUUUAAAGUGUAUGUGCGGACUUUCUUGUAUUGCCGUCCGCUUGCUUAGUACAGGAUCAUAACACUGAC
Molecule: messenger RNA, 1525 nt
Organism: Geodia barretti
Lineage: Eukaryota; Metazoa; Porifera; Demospongiae; Tetractinellida; Geodiidae
Source: the annotation of a GenBank genome assembly